UUCAGAUUCCUCCACAUGCAGUGGUUCAGUGCUGACUCCUCUUCUGUGAGGUACUGAAAUGGUUUCAGAGCACCACAAGACCCAUAAGACCCUGUGUGGGCUUUCAGCAGACUGAUUUUGCCCUGACAUUGUGUAGGAUCCACUUUCUGUCCCCCUGCCCAAGUGAAGCAGGAUGGAGUUUAAGGGGACCUGAGGACAACCAACAUUUUGGUGCGGGUUGUGAGUUACUGUACUGCCUGGCACAAAGGUGAAGAUAUUUCAUCUCCUUUUCCAACCCAGAGGCAUUGCACUGGGAGCAGAGGACCCAAAUUUGCUUCCAUCUGAGAUGGAAAGCAUUCAAACCGUAUCUUCCCAUCUCCUGAAACUCAAGCUGUUUCUCCCUUCCUACAUGAACUUGUGCUGUUCUCCAGCAGGCCUCUGAAUUGACUGCACUCAAAGAAACCACCUUAAGCAAGUCACUAAGAUGGGGAUGACCAGCAGAGUGAUCCUGUGCUGCUGCUGCUGCCCCAAGGAGGUUGCCUGGGAAGAUGCAGAUGCCACCUCAGUCUCAUGGCACAGGCACACACUGCCCUGGGAGCAGCAGUGCAGCUCCUCAGGGCACCUUCUGCUGAGUAACAACAGGUUUCUCUUCAGUAUUUUGCAGUACAUAAACCAGAGAAAGAAGCAAAGAGAACGCUGGGUUGGGGCUUUGAUGUCCACCUCUGUCCCAUUGCAUCUCAUCUAUGGGCCCUUGGUCCCUGUGAAUCCACACCCAGAGUUCCUUCAGCUUUACAAGAAGGUGCCUCCCAUGUCCACAGUGUCUGUGCUGGACGACCACAUCAGCCACUAUCCACAGCUGGAGGAUCCAACAGGCUUCCUGAAUGCUUAUCUCGACUUGAUCAACUCCUUCUGAGCUGCUGCACCUCAGU
Pezoporus flaviventris is the source of this 908-nucleotide messenger RNA. Its product is annotated as mesoderm-specific transcript protein-like. The record is from RefSeq and is a predicted model, not a curated record. The coding region runs from base 464 to 892 and encodes 142 amino acids. The transcript has 3 exons. Lineage: Eukaryota; Metazoa; Chordata; Aves; Psittaciformes; Psittacidae.